GUGGGUUGAAACGGUACCAUCAGAUUCGAAGCCGAUGUAAUCUCUUGUUAGCGAAAUAAAUUGGACAAUUCUCAGUAUCACUUGGUAAUAAACGAAUUCUUGUGUUUUUAUUCGGUUCUUGUUCGAAUUAAAUUGAUGACAGUGCUCUCGCGUUCUACAAUGUUUUAGUCCUUGAUUUCGAUUGAAAAUUAAGAAUCUGAGGAAUUAUAUCGAGUACUUCUCCCUCACGGUGUUCGCAAACGACUCCCUCCGCAUACCGGAUAGUGAGGUGUUCCAGUGCAUUACGAUUGUUUGUAUCUAAUAAAGCUAAUUCUAAAAUGUGCAAAAUAUAUCUGAGCUCUUUGCUUAUGAUCACAUUGCUGACCCUGGAUUUAACGUACGGUACCGCUCGAUCAGAAGAUAAUCUCGACAUACGAAUACUGGCAGGCGAACCGAAUUAUAAAUCAGUAAAUUUAACAUGGGAGGUGGAGGCCCGAAACUCAAACGAUACCGAAAGCAUUGAAAAUGAGUUACCACAAACAUUUACGAUAUUCUAUUGUGAGCUUCAAUCAUUUGGACCACAUCGUUGCCGAUCAAAAGUAGUUGAUAACAAUGAACUUAUUCAAGGAGAGAAAACAAAGCAGUUUUCAACGCAAAUUGACAAUCUUCGAAUGGCAACAAAAUAUAGUUUUCACAUAAAACCUCAACUCAAACAUAAAUUACAAAAAAUUAGCGGAAGGGCCGAUAGCCGAGAUAAUGAAGUAGAGCCAGAAUCCAUGUUCAGUGGACAAACAAUCGUAAUACCAACUAAAGGAUUUUCCGCUCAAGCUACAAAAUGCCUCCCACAUGCUUCUGAAAUUGAAGUUGAAACCGGACCAUACUUCGGGGGAAAAAUCGUCGUUGAUGGAGGAAACUGUGGAAUUCAAGGAAAUCCAAAAGAUAUACGUGAUAAAUAUGUGAUGAGGAUAGAUCACAAUAAAUGUGGAAGUUUAGUUAAACCUCAAACGAAUACUGUCGAAACAUUCAUAACGGUUCAAGAAAAUUUAGGGAUAUUUACACAUAGCACGAGAAGGUUCGUCGUAGUAUGCACUUUCCAAUCUGGAAUUCAAACAGUCCGCGCUAGCUUCAGCAUACCCGGAAAAGGCAAAGCUUCCUCAGUGGUAAUCCCAGAAGAAUCAGAACGUAGCGGUCGAGAACGACAAUUCCGAAUGGUUGAUAAGAGUGCCUUAAUACUCAAGGAACAUGAUGAACCGGAAGUCGAUGAAAAGGUGGAAGAAGUUAAAGAAUCCCAAACAGUGCAACCGACCACACAAGUUUUUGAAUUUGAAGAUACUGAAAACGCGGUGGCAGUACGUGAAGAAAUCGUGCCAGGGGUCAAUGAAGCAGACAUCAAGUCCUUAGAUAUACCCGAGGAAAAUAUCCUAAAGGAAGCUCAACCAGAGCCAAAUCAACGAGUUAACUUUGCUAAGUUGAUUGACGAAACCUAUACCGUAAACGAGAGUACACCUAGAGCUAACUCUAGCAGCAGCUCCACUGGUCUUGUUAUUGCCACGUCUUUGUCUGUGAUCAUGGUUGGCGUAUUUAUCUACAUUUUGCAACGAGAAUAUCGACGCCAAAAAACAAUCAACCGAUUGACCAAGCAACGGCAAAUUAUAAAGAACCCUUAAACGAACCUUAGCCUAUAAACUCAUAUAAUAAGUACGCCUACAUAUAUAAACAAGUACCGUUCUCAUAUUAGACCUAAAUCUCCUUUUUAUGCUUAGUAAAAGGAAACAAGAUUUGAUUACGUCCACUUGUCUUGUCGAAACUUUGUCUUUUACUUAUACGAACAGAUAUCUCCUAAGCGGAGUGGAGAUAUCCUUUAACUUAUUUAUUGGAUGCGUUUAACAACUCCCGAUUUAAUCCUGCUUCGACUCAAGAUGACUGAACGUAAGGAAUCAAAUUGGAGCGAAAUUUUAUUCCAAUUGAUAUUUCCUGAGCGAAUACAUUUUAGUGUAUAGAAUAGAAACGAAAUGAUUAUCUUUAAUGAUGAAAGAGUGCAUUUUAUGUAAUUUAGACUUAUGCAAUGAUAAAUGCCUACCUGUAAACUUAACAAUUAUUGUA
This is a messenger RNA of Hermetia illucens (black soldier fly), 2082 nucleotides long. RefSeq lists its product as uncharacterized. The transcript is spliced from 6 exons. Bases 318 to 1646 code for a protein of 442 amino acids. Lineage: Eukaryota; Metazoa; Arthropoda; Insecta; Diptera; Stratiomyidae. The record is from RefSeq and is a predicted model, not a curated record.